UAUAAUUCUUUAGACCAGUUUCAGCGCCGCUAUUCGGGUUGUGCGUGAACUAAAAUCAGUCACGUGACAAGAACUGUGAAGCUAGAUGUAUGUGUAUGAUUUGCUUGGAUUUUGAAGAACCACGUGUUGUAUCGUGUCUCAGGAGAGCAAAAAUUUGUUACAGAAGCGAAUUAAAAGAAAAACUACAUCGUAAUAUUACAAUCCAUCUAUGGAAAUUUAAAGAGGAAGACGAAAUUACAAGUAACAAGAGUUGUGAAGUUACUCUACAAAGAAAGAUGUCUGAAAACGUUCCAUCGGCUUUUUCUAUGCAUGCAAGACUUAAAAGCGCAAAACAUGAAAUAAAAAUAAAAAACAAGCCUUUGUUAUCAAAAGUAUCUCAUCAGAAAUGCAUUAAACAGAAAUCUCAGAAGCAACCGAAUAAGAAAGAUAAGCGUGCCUUAAAUAUUUCUGUAAAAAGUAGAAAUAAUAUCAAUAAAAAAGGCAAUUUAAAAAUUUGUUCUUUACCUGAAAAAUUGGUAAAGGUUACAAAUAAAUUUAAAAAAUUAAAUAGAAUACAACAGUUAAAUGAAAUAAAUAAUGUUCAAAGUACACGUGAAAAAUUAAAAGUAACAAAGAAGCAAAAGAAGAAAAUUGAAAAAAAAAUUUGUGAAAAUGAAAGAAACACUAUUAUUGAAACAACAAUUGAAACAAUAUUAAGGAAGAAUGAUGAGAAAGAAAAUAAUGACAAUCAUUCAAAUGACAUAGAAUCAGAUAAAAAUAUGUUAAUUGAACAGUCAAAUAUAACUUAUUUUGGUAACCCCAAUCCUAUUUUAACGAGUCAAAAAUUAUUUCAGUGGCUAGUACAUCCUUUGAAUGUAAAAGAUUUUUUUAUAAAACAUUGGGAGAGGAAUCCAAUACAUAUAAAAAGAAAGAUAUCUGAUUAUUACAAGUGGAUCGUAUCGACAAGUAUAUUGGACAAAAUAUUGAGAGAUAAUCAUAUUUUAUUCACCAAAAAUAUUGACAUUACUUCGUAUGUCAAUGGAGUAAGAGAGACUCAUAAUCCUCCUGGUCGUGCUCUACCAAGUGUUGUUUGGGAUUAUUAUUUAAACGAUUGCUCUGUGAGAAUGUUAAAUCCUCAGACAUUUAUACCUCAGUUGCAUGCACUCAAUGCUACCCUUCAAGAAUUGUUUGGCUGUUUUGUUGGUGCUAAUUUGUAUCUCACACCACCCAAUAGUCAAGGCUUUGCACCUCAUUACGAUGACAUUGAAGCAUUUAUAUUGCAAAUUGAGGGCAAAAAAAGGUGGAGGCUAUAUAUGCCUCCUAAUGAGAAUGAAUAUUUGCCAAGAUAUUCGUCUAAAAAUUUCGAUCAAUCGGAAAUCGGGGAGCCUAUACUGGAUACUAUUGUCAGCGCUGGGGAUAUGUUAUAUUUACCGCGGGGAACCAUCCACCAAGGAACGACUAUCGACGAUUCUCAUAGUUUGCACGUCACGUUAAGUGUAUAUCAAAAAAACAGUUGGUGCGACUUGCUUGAGAAACUCCUUCCGCAGACUUUGAAACGAGCAGUCAACAUUGACAGUCGUUUUCGCGAAGGAUUGCCUUUGGAAUAUUUGCGAUACACUGGCAUUGCACAUAGCACGAAUACAACAGAACAAAAAAUAGCUUUCAAAGAGCAAAUUAAGGAUUUGAUAACUAAUUUGAUAAAUUACAUCGAUGUAGACAGCGCGGCUGAUUUGAUGGCUAAAGAUCACAUUCACGACUUUCUACCUCCGUUUCUCAAUAACGACGAACAAAAAUGUUCAGUGAUGGAAGACGGCGAGAUUAUGACUAGCAACGGAAUCGUUAAAAAUCGCACGGACAUAACGCUUGAGACACAAAUACGAUUGUUGAGAAUGCACUGUAUAAGAUUAAUAGAAGAAGAUGGAAUAUAUAGGAUAUACUACUCCACCGAAAAUUCGAAAGAAUAUCACGAAUACGAGCCGCAAUUUUUAGAAAUUGAUGCAGAGUUUGUUCCUAGCAUUCAAAAAAUAAUAACAUCCUAUCCUAACUUUAUAUACGUAAAGGAAUUGCCGAUUGAGAAUGAUGAUAUUAAGGUUCAAAUAGUGAAAGAUCUUUGGGAAAAAAGUCUAGUCAUAACACAUACUGCUUUAUGUUUGAGUUAAUUUUAUUACAAAACAAGUCACACAAGAAAAACUAUAAAAGAAAAUAUAUAUUUUAUAUAUUUUCUGAUUUUUGACGUGAGAAAAUUAACAAUAACUCUAGAAAACAUAUAUCAGUAAAUUUUGAAAAUAAAAAAUUACACAUUACGACAGUUAAGCAUAAUGAUACUGAUAGCACAAUAUCAGUCACAUAUAAUUAGAUAUGAUUCAUAAUAUAUUUUACAAUGUGUAAAAUGCUUAUUAUUUUAUUUCUCU
This is a messenger RNA of Nylanderia fulva, 2390 nucleotides long. RefSeq names its product Bifunctional lysine-specific demethylase and histidyl-hydroxylase NO66 (gene NO66). The record is from RefSeq and is a predicted model, not a curated record. Lineage: Eukaryota; Metazoa; Arthropoda; Insecta; Hymenoptera; Formicidae. Gene Ontology annotation, cellular component: nucleolus. Gene Ontology annotation, molecular function: histone H3K4 demethylase activity; histone H3K36 demethylase activity.